AUGAAUUUCGAGAAAGAACUCAACAAUUUUUCAAGUUCAAACAACAAUGAAAUUAUAUUUGACAGUGAUUACCAGCCAACAACUCGAAACUAUUUUAAUAUGUGUGUACUUGGGAGGCAAAACAUUGGGAUUAUUAUUAUCACUGAGACGGGAUAUUCGUUUGGUGCGUACUUUUCUGAAAUAAUCGAUAACCCUGCGAAUAACAAUAACAAUGUUUUUAAUGAUAAAGACAAAAUUUUUAUUUUCACUUUAAAUUCGCCGACAAAGCCAUUGAGAAAAUUCCAGGAAAUUAGUUUUUCAAGUACUGUAAACAAGAAAAAGCUUCAAAUUUACGAUUUCACAGAAAACGAAAACGAUAAUUAUAUUUUUGCAGUGACUUCUGCAUUUGGAUUUUGGAAAACACAACUCUUUGAUGACAAUUCGGGUUACAUAUAUUAUAAUAUAUCAAAUUUUUUCGAAGGAAAUUUAAAAAGUCAAGAUUUGGUUGGAACAAGCAAUGAAUUUGAAGGAAACAACACUUAUUUCAAAAUUGCAAGACUAUUGGUUGUUCAAUUUUAUAAUUGA
This is a messenger RNA of Entamoeba invadens IP1, 564 nucleotides long. RefSeq lists its product as hypothetical. The transcript has a single exon. The coding region runs from base 1 to 564 and encodes 187 amino acids. Lineage: Eukaryota; Evosea; Mastigamoebida; Endamoebidae. The record is from RefSeq and is a predicted model, not a curated record.